UUAUUCUUCUCAACAAGUUUCAAGUUUAAGGUUUCUCCUUAUUAAAGUGCAAAAGUUGCACCCAAUCUUUUCAACAUCUCAUUAUUCAUUUUUUCUGAAAUACCCAUCUCUAUUCAUCCUCCAUUUUCAGACCCACAAGCUCAUCAGCUGCAACUGCAUGUGCACAUGUUUGCCAGUAGCAAAUGGUAGAAGUGAUAUCUGAUUCAGUUUCAGGGUUUUGACUUUGAAUGGAUGUAAAUGGUAAAAGAUCAGUAACAGGGGAGAUAAGCAUGACAGAGAACAAAAAAGGUGGUGAUGUGGUGGUGACAAUCUCUAGUGAAGAGAGAGAUUUGAAAAGUGUAAGAGGUGUUACUGAGUCACCUCAUAGAAAGUCAGUUGAUUCACAUCCUGAACAUGCAGUUUUUAGUCCCAGCCCCAACAGGCCUCCAAGAAUCCCCAAUCCCGAAACGCUAACCAGGCGAAAAACGUUAACCAGAUCGGUUUACUCCAAGCCGAAAUCGCGGUUUGGUGAACCGUCGUCUGUGAUCGAUCACAGCAUGUUGGAUAAUAUGCAUGAGCCAGUUGUCCAGACAUCAAACUCACCUUCACCUAUAAGGAUUAUGUCAAAUCGGGCCUCGCCUACAGCAGCAAGCAACACUGCUGCUUCUCCACUUGGUACACCGUCGAGGGAGACGACGAGAACGAUUUCCAUAACUCCGAAGACUCCGUUAAUGGCCUCACCUGGAGGUGCAGGGGGGGUUGAUGAGGAAGAAGAGAUUUAUAAGAAGGUGAAGAUAAGAAAGAAGCUAGAGUAUCAGAGGGUUAGGAUGAAAGUUCUGUUUGAAUGGAUAGUGUUUCUAUUGCUUUUAGGUUGUCUAGUUGCUAGCUUGACGGUUAACGAGUUGAAGCGUUAUAAAAUCUGGAGCUUGGAGUUAUGGAAAUGGCUUGUGCUCAAAACGGUCAUCAUUUGUGGUAUGUUAGUUACCAAUAAGCUUAUGCAUUUUAUCGUGUUGUUGAUAGAAUUGAACUUCUUGUUGAGGAAAAAGGUGUUGUAUUUUGUUCACGGGUUAAAGAAGAGCGUCCAAGUAUUGAUUUGGUUGAUUGUUGUUCUUGUUACUUGGACAUUAUUGUUUAAUUGCCAACAUGUUGAAAGAUCAAAAACCGCCACCCGAGUUUUGGAUUAUGUUACUUGGACUAUCGUUUCCUUGUUGGUUGGUGCGGUUUUGUGGCUAAUAAAGACGUUAUUGCUUAAAAUCUUGGCGACGUCAUUCCACGUCAGCAAUUUCUUUGAUAGAAUUCAAGAAUCAAUCUUUCUUCAGUAUGCUCUUUUAACGCUAUCGGGCCCACCGGUUAUGGAAUCCUUACAAAUGGUUGAGGCGAGUACAAGCACGAGUCAAUUGAGUUUUCAGGUGAAGAGAAAAGGAAAAGAAGCGAAGACGAAAGAAGUGAUUGAUGUAGGAAAACUUCAUCAAAUGAAAAGAGAAAAAGUGUCUGCUUGGACUAUGAAAAUGUUGGUUGAUGUGAUAUCGAGUUCUGGGCUCUCGACGUUUUCUGGCGAACUUGAAGAAAGUGCUUAUGAUGGGCCGAGUGAAUCUGCGGAUAAGGAAAUUACUAAUGAGAUGGAAGCAAUUGCUGCUGCUUAUCAUAUUUUUCAAAAUGUUGCUCAGCCUGGUUCUAGAUACAUUGAAGAUCUGGAUUUAAGAAGAUUUAUGAUCAAGGAAGAAGUAGAUAUUGUGUUUCCAUUGAUCGAUGUGGCUGAUAAAGGACAUAUUGAUCGGAAAACAUUAACAGAAUGGGUGGUAAAGGUUUACAAGGAGCGGAAAGCAUUAGCGCAUGCUUUAAGUGACACGAGGACAGCAGUAAAACAAUUGGACAAGCUUGUUACAACUGUCUUGAUUGUUGUAGUUUUCGUUGUGUGGCUUCUUUUAACAGAAAUCGCUUCAACCAAAGUACUUGUUUUACUCUCAUCCCAGCUUGUCGUAGCUGCUUUCAUAUUUGGAAACACUUGCAAGACCAUUUUUGAAGCUAUCGUGUUUGUUUUCAUAAUGCACCCAUUUGAUGUUGGUGACCGUUGUGUUGUUGAUGGGGUUCAGAUGAUAGUUGAAGAGAUGAAUAUCCUAACAACGGUUUUCUUGAGAUAUGAUAACGAGAAGAUAUAUUAUCCCAAUGUGGUUUUGUCUACAAAGCCCAUUAGCAAUUUCUAUAGAAGUCCAGAUAUGGGAGAUGGUGUGGAAUUCUCUAUUGAUUUUGCAACAUCUUUUGCGCAAAUCGCGCAAUUGAAAGAAAAGAUAAGAAAGUAUUUGGAGAAGAAUCCCCAGUUAUGGCACCCAAAUCACAGUUUAGUUGUGAAGGAGAUUGAAAAUGUGAACAAGAUAAAAAUGGCCCUUUAUUUCACUCAUACCAUGAAUUUUCAAGAUUUUGGUGAAAAGAACAGGAGAAGAAGUGAAUUGGUGUUAGAGCUAAAGAAGUUCUUUGAAGAGCUAAAUAUCAAAUGUCAUCUCCUUCCCCAAGAAGUUCAUCUGCAUCAUCCGGAAAUAACAUCCGGGCAUACCAAAUAAUCACAAAACUCGUGUUUAAAGGUCUAUAUUUCUUUCUUUCUUAUGUAUGAUAUUUAAAAGCCACAACUUUUGAUUCUCCAUGUAGUUCAAUAGAAUCUAAGAUACCAGAAGAAGGGAGAAUCUUGUGAACUAGAACUUUGUGACAAUGACAAUAAGUAUAUAAGCA
Messenger RNA from Helianthus annuus (common sunflower), 2703 nucleotides. Its product is annotated as mechanosensitive ion channel protein 10. Bases 228 to 2537 code for a protein of 769 amino acids. The record is from RefSeq and is a predicted model, not a curated record. NCBI's taxonomy places the organism in Eukaryota, Viridiplantae, Streptophyta, Magnoliopsida, Asterales, Asteraceae. Gene Ontology annotation, molecular function: mechanosensitive monoatomic ion channel activity. Gene Ontology annotation, cellular component: plasma membrane. The transcript is spliced from 7 exons. Gene Ontology annotation, biological process: transmembrane transport; monoatomic anion transport; detection of mechanical stimulus.